Lymnaea stagnalis (great pond snail) is the source of this 11417-nucleotide messenger RNA. The record is from the annotation of a GenBank genome assembly. NCBI's taxonomy places the organism in Eukaryota, Metazoa, Mollusca, Gastropoda, Lymnaeidae.
GUUAGAUUUUAUUAUUUAAACUUUGAUAACUUUUAACAUCAUAUGAUCAUGAUGGCUACCCAUAUGAUUGAACCAAAAAUUGUUGGUCAAUACCAAAACGUACUACUAGCUGGUUUGACGAUGACAAGUUGAGCAAAUGAAAUAACAACAUCGUAAUUUAUUUUUUGUUAAAAUAAAAUUUCUUGGGAAUCUAGAAUCUACUUGUCUACUCUUAGUCUUAGGCUAGGUAGUCUACUUAGUCAGUCUAGUAUAUUAAUAUUAGUAAUCUAGUAGUAGUAGUAAUAAGUAGUUUUAGUUAGUAUUUAGUAGUACCUACCCCUUCAGCGUGGUGUUAUUUAUGAAAAAGAAUAAAAUAAAUGGUGAUACUACUACUGAUACUGAUACUGAUACUCAGAUUGGACUUUCUCUGCUAUCAAUAAAUCAUGUGGGUUUGGGGUUAACACUUAUUAAUAUUAACAGGCUUGAUCAUAGUUCAUAAUUUAUAGAGUCAUAGUCAUAAAAAAAUUGGAGCAGGUAACUAGUUUUACAAGGUGUCCCUUUUUGUAGAAGAUGUCAUAAACAACUGACAACAUUGAAAAUGCAUUAACAGUCGGUCGUCAGGAAGUUUGUUAAAAGAUUGGAACCAAACUUUCCUAUUAAGCCUAUUACCAUGAUUUUGGUUUUAAACACAAGCUUUCAGCUUAAAACACCACAUUGUUGACAAGGUCUGUUUAAUAUAAAAUAUUGGAUUUUAGCACCUGGAUGUUUUGGCCAGUGUUAGUGUUAUUAAUAUUUUUAACAGUGCUUUUAAUAAGUAAGCCUAAAGCAAACGAAGUUUCUACACGUCCGGCAUGCCGGACAAAUAGUGUGGGAGAUAUACGUCCGGCGGCCAUGUCAUGUAACCGCCGGACGACUGGUAGGCGUUAUUAUUCCGGCCGAUUAUGUGACAAGUGGUUGCCGGCAAAAUAGUUGCAUUGCAUUGAUUAGGGAUAACAAUACUUGUCCACGCACCGUUCUGCGCAUGUCCUAAAAUGUCGAAAAAACGUGUUCUGCAAUAUGGCGUACAGCAACACGGUAUCAUUGGAAAAUUGCAGACUACGUCACCUUUGUUUAUUAAAUAAUUGCGUUCCUCAUCACUGACGUAUCAGUUUUUGUGUUCCGGUCAUAUAUUGAUUUAUGCUACGAUAUUUUUUUUGCAUCACGGGCAGUAUUAUUAUGAUGACUCGGUUGGUAUAUAAAUCGCAUAAAUACUUUUUUACUUGUAAAGCCACCAAAAUAAGGUUUAGUGCUCCAUAAUCUACAUUCAUUGUAAGAGUUUUUUCAUUUUUUGAGUUAUUAUCGUUGAGGUCUCGAUAAAAAGUUAUGCCACCCGCGAAUAAGUGGGGGGUAUGAAAUUAUCAUUAUUUUUUUUAUUUUGACCGAGAAGCCGGAAAUGGCUGCUAUCACUGUUAUUCGUUAAUGUUAAAUCCUUAAACAUCUAAAUAAUUAUAAGACGCUUAAAAUGAAUCAUUUUAAGAAAAGAUUAUAAGCAAACUUGAAAAGUUUAUAUAGUAACCAAGGGUUGGUUUUAAGUUUUAUUUAUUACGUUAAAAAUUGUGUAGGGUACCGGUACACAGUUUAUCGUUCAUUCAUUAUUGAAUCAAUAUUUAAUAGUUUUACAUAGUAAUAUCGAUAAUAAUAAUCGUUUUUCUCUUAUUAAUUAUUUCAGAGAAUAUUACUAAAAUUAGGCCUACUUAUCAUUAUCAGUUAUAAUUAUAAACAACUGUUAUUAUAAUCCUAUUUAGGCCUAAGCUUAAUUUUUCUUACUAAUUCUAUUACAAUUUACAAGUAUAGACUAUAAGUUCUAUAUAUUUAAAUAUAACAGUUUUAUUAAAAUACAUCAAAUUAAUAAACAAGACUCAAACAACAUCAUCAUAGCAAUUAUAUUUUUAUUAGGACAUAGAAAAGCAGUACAUAGACAAUUAUUUAAUAUAUAAAAUAAUUUUUUUAAAUGAAUUAGUCUCAUCAUUAUCAUAUUAUCAUGGAUGAUAUUUGAGUAAUUUUUAUCUAUAAUUACCAUGCUUUCAAUUUUAUAAAUAAAAAAGACUACUUACCUUUUAAUAAAUAUAAUAACUGAUUUAAAAUUAACACAAGCAUAAUAAAAUUAAUUAAAAUUCAAUAAAUAAUAAUAAAUAUGGACAUAUGGUGAGGUUUUUUUUUCGUUUUUUCCUGCAUAAAUAUUGAUUUUCCCAAUUUUUUUGUUCACUUUUUUCUGAACAUACCCACAAAUAAAUUUAUAAAAAAAUAAAAGUCUUAAUGUUAUAUAAAAGUUUUGUUGUUUAUUAUACUGUAUAUUGCAUUGAGAAUGUCUCCUGAAAAUUUGGUAGCAUUAUCUUUUAAAAUCAAAAAGUUUUGGUUAAAAUAAGGCAGAAAUUUUGAAAGUGGGUCACAUGUUUUUUCAGUUUAAUACUAAGAUAAAGAAGGGGGUGUUUAAAAAUCACCAAAAAAAUCAUAACUCCACUUCUAUAAAAGAUAGAAAGAUGAAAUUGGUGUUGUUGUAAAGCUUAUAGCUGGCCCUUUAAAAUGAUGUAUCAUUCAUGGCAAUUUGACAAUAUUUAAAUUUUGUGUCAAAGUACCUACAUUGAUAUUCCGAUCCCUAGAUAAUAAAUAAAUGCUGAACAUGUUAAUAUAUUCAAAUGCUCUGAGGUACAUAAAGUGUUUGACUUUGAAUAUUAAACUAGUCGGCCUAUAUACUAACUAGUAGUACUAUUACUGCUACUAUUACUAGUCUAUUUGAUUCAGACUCUUCAUAGUCAAAGGAAAAAGUACCUAAUCUUGGUUAAUACAUCUUGUAAAGCUCUACCUUGAAGCCUAAAUUUAAAAUAUGAACCAAAUAAAAUAAUACGAGUAGACUUCAAAUAGACCUAUGUCAAUAAAGUUGUAUUUCAGGAUUAGUAUUUAGUAUUGCAUGAGAAGUAGGCUAGGCUACCACUAUAUCUGCCCUAUAUUAAGAGGUAGGGUCUAUUUCUUUGUAAACUAUCGGCCUCCACGCCAUUAAAUUUAAUUAUUUAUCAGCUUCACUAUUACUUUUUUAGCAUUCAUAUUUUUUAUUAGCGUAAUUCUCUCCCUCUCAGCAUUACUUCCUUCUAGAAUGCAUCAUUACUUAAUACCCACUUUGUUUUGGUAAUAUACCCAAGUAUUUUUUUUCUAUAAUAAGUUUGCAAGAUACUCAGUACAUUACUUGGUAGAGAAAUAGAUUUUAAGAUUAACAAUAGUUUUGAAUCAUUUGCGGUCACGUGACAAGGCUGACAGACAAAUAUCUCUCACCACUUUGUUAUGGCGGUCAUGUGACUUGGUCACCGGACAAAUAGUGCGGGAGAUAUACGUCUGGUGUGCAGGACGUGUAGACACUGCCUAAAGCAAAUGGCUGAAAUUGUCCUUGUUAUUGUUAUGAUUAUCAAUAUCAAUGUUGAUUCUUUGAGAUAUAAAGAUCUUAUAAAAAUGAGCUAAAAACGCUUAAGUUAUGAUGGCAAUUUGUUUAUUUAAUGUCUGAUCUUUUUCAGUCCUAAUAUAAUUAUUAAAAAAUAUAAUUCAAAUGUUUAUUAUUGUUUCAUUUUUGUGUGAAUUUUACUAUUUUACCAUAUCGAUAUUCUGGGGCAAAGUAGAAUUUAGAUAUAAAUUAUAAGGCUGCUUAUUUACUAAAUGUAGAAUGACGUGAAUAUUAUUAAAACAUCACCUCUUAAAAGUGUUUUAAAAGACUGCUAUUAAAAGAAAUUAAUUUUAAAAUCUAAUGUUAAUAUAAUUUUUAAAUUAUGUUGAUUAAUUAAAAUUAGUUUAGAUCAAAUCCUGACAUCAUUUAUUCUCUUUUUAUUUGGUCCUUAUGCACUGACUGACAUUAUACAAUGAUGAAUUGUCAAAUAAUUAAAAUUGCACCUAUCAGAAUAGUCAACUUAUACAAAAUAAAAGGCUUUAAUUUAUUCCUCAAUUUUAAAUUCUAUUAAGUGAAAACGGAUAUUAUCUUGAAAAUGCUUAACAUUACAAGGAGAAGGCUAUUACAGUUACAGCUUAUCACUCUUUUUGCUUUGACUGUCAAAUUUUAUAAUUUUAAGUUUAGUGGUGUUUUUGUGAUGGUAUUUUAAGCUUUGUUUCAUUAUCAUCAAGAUCCAAUUGCCAUUUGUACAUGUGUCUUUCGGCCUGAGGCCAUGGUGAAGAAUUUAGGCCUACACACUCUCUACAUCUGUUCUUUGUUUGUAUAUUUAUACAGGGUGUUGAUGUAGUCUGGUCAUUUUGGUAGAUAGUUAAGCCUUAAAUCCUGAAGAGCUGGGUAGUGAAAAAGGUGAUGUUUUACUGUGUCAUUUAGAUGCCACAUAUGUGUUUACCUUGUUUUUGCAGUUAAUAUGAGAGUAAAGUAAGUUGUAUGUCUCCUGCGUUAAGACACAUUAUUAUGAUCUGUUGAUGCCUUUGAAGGCCAUUUAUUGGAUCCUUAGAUUCUGGACUGGGCAUGUGACAUAUCUUCCUGUUGAGCCCAUACAUGUAAUCACUCUUCUUUUUUGUUAGCCCUGAUAAUCUGCUUCAAAGUGUUGAGUGAUGUUGGUAUGUUUCAUUGUUCAUUGUAUGCUCCCUGUUUUGCUAGUUUGUUUUCACUUUUAUUUCUCAGUAUAUUUUGGUGUCCUGGUUUCUAGUGUAAGGUUAGCAUAACUGCACAGGUUGUGGGGAAGGUAUUUAUUUUCAGAAAUGGUGAUUUUAUCAGAUAAUAUAACAAAAUUCCUUUGCCUUUGUUAGCUGGGGUAAGCUGUGAAGACUUCAGUAUUAUAUACACUAUAGUAAUUAUCUCAAUUGUCUCCCAUUAGUGGUUCACACAUUCAUUGUGAUAUAUCUUUGGUGACACUGAAUACCUGUCGUUUUGCUGUAUUCUAGUUGUCUAGCAGCUGGCUCUUCCCAGUUUUUCUUCAAUUUUAGCUUGAGUCUUGCUCAAACUAGAUGUGAUCAGAUGCAACUUCAGCUCCUCUCUUAGCACGUCAUCUUGUAGAGCCUUCUGAAUUUUUUGCUAAUGCAUAUGCAGUCAGUUUGGUUUUCUGUACUGUUAUCAGGGGUACCCAAGCUACCUUGUGGAUUUUCUUAUGCUGGAAUAGCUCCCCCCAAUAGUGACUCAUUUGCCAUGCAGAAGUCUGCCUGUCUUUUGCUAUUUUUCAUUUCUCUUUCCUAAACCAUGGCAUCUUAUAAUUUCUUAACAUCCUCUUAGAUCUUUCACAAUCUUAGCAUUUAGAUCUCCCAUUAAGAUAUUUUUAAAUUAAAGAAACAUGACCACAUUCAACCACACAUGCGGCAACUCCACUGGCUUCCAAUAUCCUCUCGCAUCAAAUACAAGUCUUCCAAUCUUUGCUUCAACUCGUUCACUGACCCUCACUUUCCUGUCUAUCUCUCUGAACUGUUGCUUCCUUACAUCCCCACAAGACAACUACGUUCUUCCAUUGACAGUAGAACCCUCUCAAUCCCAAGAACUAAAACUAAGACCAUCGGUGAACGCUCCUUCUGCUUCCAUGGGCCCACGUUCUGGAACCAGCUCCCCUUCCAUAUACGUCAUAGUGAAACCUCGUCCAUUUUCAAAAAGUCCCUUAAAACUCAUCUGUUUAGGUCCGCCUAUGACCUGUGAUGCACCCUCCUUGCCCUACCUAAUUUUCUGUUUCGGUUUAAUCCUGAAGUGUCAAAGUGUCCUCUUUUUAUAGCCAUUUUCAUUGUUUCUAUAGAAUAGUAGUUACUAUCCUAGUGUCUCAUUUGUAUUUACUUAGUUUACUUGUUUUAAUAUUUGUAAAGCGCUUAGAGCUUUAUGAUAAGCGCUAUAUAAAAAUGCCUAAAUAAAUAAAUAAAUAAAUUUAGAUCUCUACCUAGAAAUUUUUUCUAGUAUAGUUUGUAGUCUAUUGUAGAGAGCUCCUUUUUAUCUUACUAGCGCUGAUGGGGGCAUAGCAUUGUAUUUCAUAUUUAUUUUCUUUUUCUUGGUUCAGAAUGUUUUUUGUAAUAAUUCUUGGACCAUGGGCUUCCCAUCCUACCAAUGCCCCUUGUGACAUCAUGAAAGCAACUCCCUGUGUGUGUUUCUCCCUAGGUUAAUGUUAACUUUCCGGCUUGUGUCCAUCAUGUUUCACAAAUGCAGAGCAGGUUGAGCUUGUAUAUUCUCAUUUCUGACACCAUUUGAUAUGAUGUUCCUGUCUCAUACAUGUUUCUAACAUUCCACAUGCCUUUUGAAAGGAGGGUCCUUGGCUUUGAGGCUUCUAGUAUUACCUGGCUCUGCCCUCAAGGCUUCAUAACUCUCCUUGGAGAAGAAGAGCCCUCUUUUAUCAGGGCUGAAAGGGUUUUUUUUUUUCUUCUUGACGUUUCUGAAGCAGUUUUUUUUUUACAUGUGAGUUAGCUGAUUUCAUGCCAAAUCUCCUCCUUUUGCAUUUGAACUUGGGACUGGCCAUGGUGGAGACAUUAAAUCCUCUGGUUAGGAUAAAAGGGUUAUUUUUCUGCAGCUAGUAUUGUUUUUAAAGGGUCAGUACUUUUCUAUCUUUUCUAUUAGGUCUGUCUUGAUGUAAGCAAUUUUUAAAUGUUUUUUUUUUUUUUAAUAAGUAUUUAGGUAUGAUUUGCUAGUUAUCUGGGUCUGUUGGUAAGUUUUGUUUCUCUUCAAUUUCAGAGGCUAUCUCUAGUAUUAAUUUCUUUUUUAUUCUAUGGUAUAGUCUCCAUUUGUCUAUUUGUGUGUUGUUUGUCUAGCAUAAGCUUUGUUUAAAAACAGUCUGAAUCUCCUUCGUGAAACUGUAUAGCUUUUAAGUAGAAAAAUGCAUCUCUUGUAUGUUUGCUCUAACUUUUUUUCUUUUUCCCCGCAGGAGAUUAAAAUGAAACCACUUGUUAAAACUGCCUUAUUUUGUGCCGUCACCUUGGCCAGUUUUUAUGUUUUGGAUGCUUGCAAUGAGGCUGUAUGUGCUCCUUUGGUCAGCAAGUGCAUGCUUAUCAAAUGCUGUGACUGUGACAUGGCAAUUAAAGCUAAUUGCUCUUGUUGUAAUGACUGCCAAAUUUGUUUGUCAAAGCUCUACACAGAGUGCUGUUCUUGUGUUGGUAAGCUAUUGUUUAUUUACUCCCUAGUAUUUAAUUAUGAAAGCAUCAAGCUGUUUGGUUAAAUUUAAUAUGUAAAAAUUAAAUUUUACAUGCAACAGAUAGCUUUCACUUAUUUAAAAAAUGGUUAAAUUCAUCUUAAAUAUGUUGUUAGUUAAUCUUAACCUUUUGAAUCAAUUGUAUGAAGUUUAAAGUUAUAUUAUGCUUUAUAUAAAAUUUUAAUUAAAACAUUUAAAAAAAAGUUAUUUCAUCAAUUUGUACAAAUCAUUCAAUAAAAGGUCUGUGUGAUAAGCCUGAUCCAGAAGAUGACAUGGCAAGAAGUAGUUCAGUUGAAGAGAUCUCUGACCCCAUUCCUGACCUAUUCAAGGUACUCACAGAUGAGGAAGAUCGUGAACAAAGAUGGACAACAUUUACAUACGCUGUUGAUUUGGACAAGCUCAUCAUGCAGUCAGGGAAAAAACCUGGGAUGGAGGCUCAACAAAUAACUCUAGGUAAAAAGGACUUUUUAAAUAUAAACAGGUGUGCAGUGGUUUUUUCCAACAAAUUAAAAAAGGGAAACAAAAAGAUUAAAAACAUUAAUAUGUUUACUAUGAGAGAUUCCAAGCCAAUACAAGUGUAAAGCACUGUUUGAUUAGCAGCUGUUGUUGCAAUUUCUACACUUUGUAUUCUGUAUAAAAAUAAAUAUCCUUGAUUGUCAUCCUACUGCUACAGAUUUUCUCUUUUCACAAUGCAUAAUAGAUGUCUAAAGUUGUUUUAUUUCUAAACUUUGUAGUAUAAAAGUAAAAAAAAUAUUUUAAAAAGACAUUAGGGAAUUGUCAAAUUCUUUUAGCAUUAACCUACCCAUUUUUAAAAAAAAAAAUAACUUUUUAAUUUUCAAGAUAAUCACGCCAAGAAAACAAAAAGAUACACUGGUACAGUAACAUGUUUCAGGAAUGGUUGUUGCAAUAUGGAAUCUGCUUUUUUCUUAGGUAAAGAUGAUGGUUUGGGUACAAGGACAAAUGAAUUUGAGACAGGGCAGCUCUUAGGGAUAAAAAACUGCACCGUUGCUUUUUUCUCUGACUGCAUGCCAAUGGCUAAAUGCAAAGCAUCUUGCAAAUCAAUGGGAGCUGCCAAAUACAGAUGGUUUCAUUCUAAUGGCUGUUGUGAAUGUGUAGGAAAUUCUUGCUUUGACUAUGGUCUCAGUGAACCAAAGUAAGCUUUUUUUUUUCUUAACUGAUAUCACCAAUUUAUUAAAAAGUUUUGUAAAAUGUGUACCUACAAACCAGUGCAAUUUUGUAAACUAUUUUUAGAGCAAGCUUAAGUUAAACCAUUGUUUCUCAAAUUUUUCCAGUUGUACAUCAUUAGCAGAUGUCUCUGAUUUAAAAGUGGCCCCUUUUGAAAACACAGCCCCCACCCCCCUAAAAACUAAUGAGGCUUUCAGCACCUUCCUAGGCAAUCUCAAUGUCCACUGGUGAUCCGUACUGCCUACUUUGAGAACCAAUGCUUUAAACCAUUAAUUGAGUUGUGAAAAAUACCAACUAUAAAGGAUAACUGGGCAUUCAUAAUUUUACAACUUUAUUUUAAAGGCUUGAAAAUGAUUUUAAAUUACUGUAACCUCAGAUGGUGCUAUGUGUUGUGUUACAGAAUAACUUUUACAGAGGAACAAUUUUAAAAGAAAUAAUAAAUUAUGCUGCUAUGUUAUUGCUCUCCAGGUGCUUAAGAUGUUCUGAUAGUGCCUUUGCUGAUAACCCAGAUAAACACCACUCAACAAAGACAGACAAAAGUAGUGAUGGACUCCACCAGUCAGUGUCAGUUGUCAAUAACUAGCACCUAUGAUGAUCAUAUCCACUGAACAUUGCAGGACUGGAAAGUUUUCAUUUGUUGGAAUGUUCCGGAUGAUGCUGAUAUUGACAAUAUCUUGGCAACUGGCCAUUUGUGAGCAGUAUUCUAAUGUGGUCCUAGAGGAUGAUGGAAAUCUUUAUUUCAUUAAAUUAAUUCAUGAUUUGCAUUUUAAACUGUUUGUACAUCAUCAUUGCCUUCAUAUCAUGAGACUGAAAAAUCGUAAACGUUUUGGUCCUCACCGCAUUUACCCAAUUCUUAGAUAAACGCAACAUUUUACACCUAAAUACAGAUAAUUGAUGUGAUUCUAUAAGUAGUACAGCCAUUAUAUAAAAAAAUUAUUUGAUGUUGAUGAGCCACUUGUAUUUGGGUGCACCCAAAUUUAAUUCUUUUUGUAAAGAUCUGAUUUACAUCUUCAGUCAUUGUUUUUAUCAUUUCCAUUUCAGCUUCAUUAUACCUCAGUGCCUUUAGACUAUAUGUUAAGUUUUAUAACAUAUUACCACUUUUAUCUUUCUGUAAGACCGAGAGAAACUUUGAUGAAAAUAAUUGUAAUACAGACUAAUGUAUGUGUUUAAUUUUGUCAAGCUUAAAAUAACGUUCAUUGGGAUUUUAAUUAAAUUCACUGAUGUGUCGCAAAGAGCCACUAUAUGUGCAGCCUCAUAUCAAAUACAGCUGUUUGAAAUAUGUUUGGUUUGAAAUGUAGUAUAUUUUUAACAUAAGUUUGGAAGUGAUGAUCUAUUUUCUUGGGGCAUUUAACUAUUUUGACCUGUACUUACUAAAAUACAUUUAUUUUAUAUAUAUAUAUAUAUAUAUAUUUAUAUGUGCAGUGACUUGUACUGUAGUACUUAACAUAUAUCAGAAACAUAAAAAUUGAGCUUUUAAAUUUCAUUUCAGAUUAAAUGAUGAUUUUAGUUUAGUGACUUAAAUUUCUCAGUAGUAGUAGUACAUUAUGUUCAUUAAAAUCAAAAUUAAUCAAUCAAAAUGUAUAAAGUAGUUUAAAAAUAUGAUUUGCUAAUUGAAGUUGUGCAUGUUUGUGUUAUUUUUUGUUUAAAAGAAAAAAACAACUGUUUCCAUUUUUACAAUUUUUAUUAUUGUAUACAGGUUUGCAUACCAAAGAAACUUUUUUCUGUACCUUAAAAAUUGGGACAUUUAAAACAUUUAUGAAUCUUACUAAGCUCUUACUAAAUAAAAUAAAAUUUUAUGGUGCUUUCUUUGGAGACAUUUUUGUGGGAGAGGAUUUUUUCUAUAAUCUUUUAAAUUGUUUUCUUUUUUUUCUUUUUUUUUAUAAUGUUCACUCCAAAAAACAACAAAAUGAAGUACAAGAAAUUUUCAUUCCCGUUUUAUUCUUUCUUGUUUCUUAUGCUUUUCUUUUCUAUUUAUAUAAAUGAAAAAGGUUGUGAUUUUUCUGAUAAACAUAUCAUUGAUUUUGCUUUUAAAACUAUUUUAUUUGCUAUUAAUCUACUGGGCAGAUUUCUAGUUGGUAUUCUAUAGAACAAAUUAAAGCAGUGGUCAUAAACUGAGAUAAAAGCAUAGUUUCGGGUAGUGCCAUAGAAAUUUGGUUGUCAGUUAUUUUAAAAAUCUUAAUCACAUACAUUUCAAUGAAAUUAAAAUUGGCCAGGGCAGAAUAAGUAAUGAGCAGAAGUCAAUUAAUUUUUUUUGUUGUUGUUGCGAUAUGUAGAUCUGUUAUUGUUACAUCUAUGAGUUAUAAUGGUACUCCUCCCCCCUCUUCUCUGAAUACUAUUGUAGAUUUAAUGCACUAAGGCAGUGUUUCUCAAUAUUUUUUUUUCCCCAUAGUCCUAUUUUAGCGCUUAAAUAGGUUGAAUGCUCUAGUCCAACACCCUCCUCAAAACCUAGUGGUAGAAUUAAAAAAUAUCUCCAUGCUGCUGUUGAACAAUAGGAUUUCAAUUCCAGAUUAAAGGCUGUUCCACAAAUCUGUGAAAAAUAGUUGUGUUGCAUUAAAGUGCUUUUUUUUUUUUUUUUUAAAGUGUACUGUCUAACAUCCCAACACCCCGCUCCCUUUUUGAAGAAACAUAUCCUAUCUCACACUUGGAGAUACAAUUCCUCUCAUUAAUUAGUCUUCAAAUUGCCUCACUGUGGAGCUUACUAUGUUUGAAAACACUGCAUUAAGGGUAGAGUUAGUGUUGAGGGGUGGAGCCAUCACCUAAAUAUUAGCUGGAUCUGAAGAGUCAGACAUCUUGCCAGGUGAUCAGAUUUCGAUAAAUUGUUGGGACUUUGCUUGGUAUCUGAUACAUUGUUUCAUACUUUGCUUGAUCUUUUAUGUUUUCAUUACUUAUCUCAUGUAGGUGAGGUCAAUUAUGAAGGGUCAAAGUAUUUUUAGUCAAAGGUAAUUUACUAGAUUAGUCAAAAAAUACAAAUGAAAGAAACAUGCACUGUCUUAAUUGACCUUUCAGCUGGUCACUGCAUUUAUCCUAUUGUAUUCAAUUAAACUGGUUUGUAUUAAUGUUCUGUAUAAUUUUAAUUUGUGUAAGCAAAUUGGCUAACUGAUUUAAAAUAACAUUCUGUAAAUUACUGAAAUAAUUAUAAAUUAAAAUUUUGAC